AAAGAAAAGGAUAAACCUCUGGGCCUCGUCUUCCCUCCCGUUAAACCACUCGCACAACGUGAAAAUGUCGUCGUUGGAUAUAUGCGCCUCGGUUCAUUUCUGUAAGAACUGUUCGUCACUCUCUCCUGAUUUGAAAUCUUUUCCUUCUCCGGCCGCCUUCUCUCUCUCCACCCACCGCCACCGCCAGCUUCAACUUCGGAGUCAAUUUCUCGCUCCCUUGUCCGCCGCCCAUUUCUCCUCCGAAGCAGUAAAAGAUGAAUUUCUCGCGGCGGAGAUGGCUGAAGACAGUGGACUCGACGAAGAAGAAUUUUCGUCCGACGGCGGCGACGACGAGGAGGAGGAGGCGGCGGAGAGUUUUGACGUCCAAGAAUUUGAGCGCGAGGCCAAGGAGGCCGUCAAGGAAUUCUCCGAUUCCCUGGCGCGUGAACUCAAAAUCGAAGACGAAGUUCCCAAUCAAAAGAGAACUCGGGGAAGGCAGCAGCCGCGCAUAACUACUGUUAGCAAUAUACCCGAUCAUCUUCUUCCAAGAGUUGCAAUAGUCGGGAGGCCGAACGUCGGUAAAUCCGCACUGUUCAAUCGUCUUGUUGGGGGGAACAAAGCGAUUGUGGUGGACGAACCCGGUGUGACGAGGGACCGUUUGUACGGCAGAGGAUUUUGGGGGGAGUACGAGUUUAUGGUAGUGGAUACCGGUGGCGUGCUCACGGUUUCAAAGUCGAAGGAAGAUGUAGUGGAAGAACUAGCUGUAUCUACAACCAUCGGGAUGGAGGGUAUUCCUCUUGCUUCGAGGGAGGCCGCUAUUGCAAAGAUGCCUUCCAUGAUCGAGAGACAAGCUACCGUCGCUGUCGAAGAAGCUUCUGCCAUCAUAUUCCUCGUUGACGGUCAGGCAGGUCUAACUUCGGCGGAUGUUGAAAUAGCGGAUUGGUUACGUAAGAACUAUUCGCACAAAUAUGUUGUUCUUGCUGUCAACAAAUGUGAAUCUCCUCGUAAAGGAAUCAUGCAAGCUUCCGAGUUCUGGGCUUUUGGUUUUUCACCGCUUCCAAUAUCUGCUAUAUCGGGGAGUGGAACAGGGGAGCUUCUUGAUUCCGUCUGUUCACACUUGGAAAAAAUCGAGGAAACAGAAAACCACAAGGCAGGAGAAUAUAUCCCGUCUAUUGCAAUCGUGGGCCGUCCAAAUGUCGGUAAAAGCAGUAUUUUAAAUGCUUUGGUCGGUGAAGAUAGGACUAUUGUUAGUCCAGUCAGCGGAACCACUCGUGAUGCCAUAGAUACUGAAUUCACCGGGCCCGAUGGACAGAAAUUUCGUCUAAUAGAUACAGCUGGCAUCAGGAAGAGAGCGGCUGUAGCUUCCUCAGGUAACACCACCGAGGGUCUUUCCGUCAAUCGAGCAUUCCGUGCUAUUCGUCGUUCCGAUGUUGUGGCACUUGUUAUCGAGGCUAUGGCCUGCAUCACUGAGCAGGAUUUUAAAAUCGCCGAGCGAAUUGAGGAAGAAGGAAAGGGUUGCCUAAUAGUUGUUAACAAAUGGGACACGAUACCGAAUAAAAAUCAGCAAACUGCUACACACUACGAGGAAGAUGUGAGGGCGAAGCUCCGAAUUCUUAGCUGGGCGCCCAUUGUGUACUCAACUGCAAUUGAAGGGAAUAGUGUCGAGAGGAUAACUGUGGCGGCUACUCUGGUUGAAAAAGAGAGGUCGAAGAGAUUAUCGACAGCGACAUUGAAUCAAGUGAUACGAGAAGCUGUUGCAUUCAAGUCGCCUGCGAAAACGAGAGGCGGAAAGAGAGGGCGUCUUUAUUAUUGUACUCAGGCAGCUAUUAGGCCGCCUACAUUUGUGUUCUUUGUAAAUGAUGCGAAGCUUUUCUCCGAAACAUACCGAAGAUAUAUGGAGAAGCAACUGAGAACGAGCGUAGGCUACACAGGCACACCCAUUCGGCUUCUAUGGCGUAGCAGAAGAAAAUCCGACAAAGACGACGGCAAGGAUGCUUUUUUGGCGAAACAAACGAGUUCAUCACAAGUUGACAAAAAGUUGGCUGUAGCAACAUAAUUACGUAAGCCUACAUUUUGCUUAUGUUAAAGCGCUAUAUAUAUCGAGGCUAUUCACACGAGGGGGCUAUGGUUUAGACGAAGUAACGAAAGUAUAGCACUGUCAAAUACGAGGCGAUAUUUGGAUAAGUGGUCAUGGAUAAUAUAUAUGCAAACUUUGAACAAGGAUUGUUGAAGAUAGAAGAUGGAUUAUAUAUGAUACAAGUGUCUCUAAAAGACUGAUGUUUGUGUCAUUACAAAUGUAAAUUGUAAUCUUAUUUGUCAUCAACUUUUGAUGGGUAUUUUUAGUUUUAAGGAAAAACUCUUCCAACUAGGGUAUAUUACACCUGCCUCCUUGAGGUUAGGUUAAAUUACACCUAGACCCCUCAGGUUUGGAAAAUUAUAUAUUUUGCCCUUGAGGUUUGGUUCUAGUCAACCUUUUAUCCCCAUCUAGAGCCAUUGACUAACAGAAAAAUGAUGAAUGUCAACGAUUUUUUUGAAUUUUAAAUCGAAAGUAAGUUUUUUUUUGUUUUU
This is a messenger RNA of Erythranthe guttata (spotted monkey flower), 2547 nucleotides long. Its product is annotated as GTP-binding family protein. Gene Ontology annotation, cellular component: chloroplast. Gene Ontology annotation, molecular function: GTP binding. NCBI's taxonomy places the organism in Eukaryota, Viridiplantae, Streptophyta, Magnoliopsida, Lamiales, Phrymaceae. The record is from RefSeq and is a predicted model, not a curated record.